AUGGCGAAUAGAGUAAGAAGGGUGAUUCGUGAAGAAGUUGGGGAUGGAUACUUUUGUAUUUUUGUUGAUGAAGCACAAGAUGCAUCUAAGAGAGAACAAAUGGCUAUUAUUUUGAGGUUUGUGAAUGGUCAGGGUAUUUUAACGGAACGCUACUUUGAUAUCAAAAGCGUCAGCGACACCACAUCAUCAAGUCUAAAAAAUGAGAUUGUAAAUGUUCUUGCUCAACAUGAACUUGAAGUGUCAAAAAUGAGAGGCCAAGGAUAUGAUGGUGCUAGUAAUAUGCGGGCUAAAGAAGUUGAUGUUAUUUGGGAGUUCUUUUCUCAUCUGGACAAUAUUAUCAACAUUAUCACUUCUUCCCCUAAGCGCGUUACAGAGUUACAAUCUGCUCAAAGAAUUGAAAUUGAGCAUAUGUUAGCUAUCGGGGAGCGUGAGUCGGGAAGUGGAGCAAAUCAAGUGGAUAAUUUACAACGACCAGGAGCAACUCGUUGGAGUUCUCAUUAUGACUCUAUAAAGAGUUUAAUAGAUAUGUAUAAUGCAACUUGUGCAGUGUUUGAAAAUCUUAGUGUUCAUUGUCCAAAUGGAAAAUCUCGAGGUGAAGUUCGUGGUACUUACAAACAUAUGAAAAGUUUUGAUUUCGUGUUCAGUUUGCAUUUAAUGCAUACCAUCAUGAGAAUAACUGAUGUUUUUUGUCAAGCCCUUCAAAGGAAAUCUCAAGACAUCCUGACAGCUAUGAGAUUCGUUUCUACUACAACAAAACUCCUCCACAAAUUAAGAGAUGAUGAUUGGGAAGAAUUUCUUGAGGAAGUGAAAAAGUUUUGCUCAAAACAUGAUAUUGAGAUACCCGAUCUAGAAAGUUUAUAUAAGGUUGGUCCUUGCCAUUCUCGUGAUCCAAUUACAAUGAAGCAUCAUUAUCACUUUGAUGUUUUCAAUGAAGCAACAGAUUACGUAUUGAUGGAAUUAAAUACAAGAUUUAAUGAUACAUCAGUUGAACUUCUUACACUUAGUGCAGCGUUGGAUCCCAGGGAUUCAUUUGCAUCAUUUAACAGUCAUGAUAUUUGUACACUUGCUAAGAAAUUCUAUCUUGAAGAUUUUCCAAAGGAAGAUAUUCGUACUUUGGAAUUGAGUUGCGACACUAUGAGCUAG
Olea europaea var. sylvestris is the source of this 1143-nucleotide messenger RNA. RefSeq lists its product as uncharacterized. Lineage: Eukaryota; Viridiplantae; Streptophyta; Magnoliopsida; Lamiales; Oleaceae. The transcript is spliced from 2 exons. The record is from RefSeq and is a predicted model, not a curated record. The coding region runs from base 1 to 1143 and encodes 380 amino acids.